UGGACGGCGCGAAAACCCAAUUGACAAGAAUUCCCUCCGAAGCUCUGUGGUCCGAUCUGCGUUCCGCUUGCUUUCCCCUUCCCGGCCUGGGUCCCGAGCGCUCAUCCUGGAGCGCUGGUUUUCAGUGCACCCUGCAUGCACUGGCCGUGCCUCAGGGAUCUCGCAGCCCGCGCUUUCUCGCCGCCUUUUUCCGUGUUUGACUCGGCUGAUCUGGGCCCAUCCUUCUCGCCGGCUCUCUGUCGGUGGGCGCGGGGGAAUCCGAGACGGCUCAGCAGAAUCCCAGCAACUCGCUCCUACUGGAGCGGGCCGCCUCCAUGGCCUCUAGGCAGGCCGGGUUGGACCGCGUAAGGUCCUAGGAGCCGGGAUUCCGGGGGGCGGGGAGUAUGGUGGGGGUCCUGGCCAUGGCGGCUGCAGCUGCUCCCCCUCCCGUGAAGGACUACGAGAUUGAGCCAUGCAAAAAACGAAGGAAAGAUAAUGACAGAUCUUCCUGCAAAACUAUUACAAAAUAUUUAUCACCACUAGGGAAGACUGGAGACAGGCUUUUUGCUCCACCAAAACCUAGUAAUAUUCUGGAUUAUUUUAGAAAGACCUCGCCCACAAAUGAGAAGACACAAUUAGGGAAAGAGUGCAAGAUAAAGUCAUCUGAAUCAUUACCUGUUGACAGCAGUAAAGAUUGUAAGACACCUUUGGAAAUGUUCUCAAAUGUAGAGUUUAAGAAGAAAAGAAAGAGGGUUAAUUUAGCUCAUCAACUAAAUAAUACUAAAACUGAAAAUGAAGCUCCAAUUGAAAUUAGUAGUGAUGAUAGCAAAGAUGACUGUAGUUUAAAUAAUGAUCUUGUGGAAAGUAGUACUUCUGUUUUACAUUACAAGAAACAAGUAGAGGUACUUGGAGAAAACAUUCAAGAUAUAAAAAGUCAGCCAAAUACUGUGAGUUCCCUGCAAAAUUCUAAAAAAGUAAAUCUUAAACAAGGGACCACAAAAAAUGACUUCAAAAAGUUGAGAAAAAGGAAGUGCAGAGAUGUAGUAGAUCUAUCUGAAAGCUUACCCUUGGCAGAGGAACUAAAUUGGCUUAAAAAAGAUGGUAAAGAUAGUAAACAGAUGGAGAAUACUACAAGUCAUGCAAACUCUAGAGAUCAUGUAACUGAAGCAGCCCAGUUGAAUGAUAGUACAAUAACUGUCUCAUAUGAGGAAUUUUUAAAAAGUCACAAGGAAAAUCAAGUGGAAGAGAUACCAGACUCUGCAGUGUCAAUUUGUGUUCCUUCUGAAACUCUUGAAGAAAUAGUAAGAAGUGGUUAUACAAGUGAAUCAGAAAACUCUGAAAUUUCCCAGCAGGUACGCUUUAAGACAGUUACUGUUCUUGCGCAGGUUCACCCUAUUCCCCCCAAAAAGAUAGGGAAAAUACCCCCAAUUUUCUUGAAACAAAAGCAAUUUGAAAUGGAAAAUAGUUUAUCUGAUCCUGAGAAUGAACAGACAGUUCAGAAAAGAAAAUCUAAUGUUGUUAUACAGGAGGAAGAAUUAGAAUUGGCUGUGUUGGAAGCUGGAAGUUCUGAAGCUGUGAAACCAAAAUGCACUCUAGAAGAAAGACAGCAAUUUAUGAAAGCAUUUAGGCAGCCGGCAUCAGAUGCACUUAAAAAUGGAGUUAAAAAGUCUUCUGAUAAGCAGAAAGACUUUAAUGAAAAAUCUCUACGUGAAGAAGGAAGAGAUGACAAUUCUAAAAAAAUCAUGGAAAAUUCUAGUAUCCAAAUGGUUUCAAAAAAUGGCAAUUCACAGUCACACACUGAUAAAGGAAGUUUUCCAAAGGAGAAAAGUAAAAAGCUAAAGAAGAAGAAUAACAAAACAUUAGAUACUGGGGCUAUUCCAGGUGAAAACAUAGAGGGAGACACUCAAAAGAAAGAAACAAGCGUUUUCUUAAAAGAGAAACAGUAUCAAAAUAGAAUGAGUUUAAGACAAAAGAAAACAGAAUUUUUCAAAAGCAGCACUUUAUUUGACAAUGAAAGUCUUGUUAGUGAAGAUAUAGCAAAUGAUGACCUUCUGAAGGUUUCUUUCCUGUGUAACAAUAAUAAAUCGUCAAGAAAAACCAGCAUACCAGUUAAAGAUAUUAAGGUUACACGUUCUAAGGCUGAAUCUGAAGACAGCUUGCUAAAUGUUUCCACACCCAAGUCAACCAGAAGAUCUGGAAGAAUUAACAGUACACCUACUACAGAAACCAUCAGAGGUAUUGAUUCUGAAGAUGUACAAGAUAGUAGUCCAAUAAAGGCUUCUACUCCCAAAGCAGCCAACUUAUUGGAGAAGCAUAGCUUAUACACAGCGGAAUUAAUAACAGUACCCUUUGAUUCAGAGAGCCCUAUUAGAAUGAAAUUCACCAGAAUUAGUACUCCCAAAAAAUCCAAGAAAAAAUCUAACAAAAGAUCUGAGAAAUCUGAAGCAACUGAUGGAGAUUUUAUUUCUCAGACUAGAAAGGCAAGCAAUGCUUCCAAAAACAUAUCAAAAGCAAAACAAUUGAUUGAAAAAGCAAAAGCUUUACACAUCAGUAGGUCAAAAGUGACUGAAGAAAUAGUGAUUCCCUUAAGGCGCUCCUCUAGACAUCAGAUACUUUCUGAAAGGAAGAAAUUGUCCGAAACAGAAGUAAGUAUUACAAAUAUCUGUUGGUAUAAAUUCUCUCCUAUUUUGCUGUUUGGAGUGGGAGAAGAAAACUAUUACAAAGUUAUAAGCCAAAAAGAUGUUUUGAAAGUAGCUGAAGGUGGAGAUGGAAAAAUGAAAGUCGCUCCUUUAUUUCUUGCAAGAAAAGCACAAAAAGCAGCCGAUCCUGUCCCUAGUUUUGAUGAAAGCAGAUUAAUAAGCACAUGCAUUUCUUUAAUUCUCAAAGUAGAACUAGAGCCAGAUGUCAACCAUAAAGAAACCAAAAGGAAACGAGUAGAAGCAGAAAAUUCUAAGUCAAAAAGAAAGAAACCAAAUGAGUAUUCAGAAAAUCUGGAAAAGACCAAUAGGAAGUCAGAAGAACUUGGCAAAAGAAAGAACUCUUCUGGGAUAAAGCGAGAUUAUUCCAAAGAUUCUGGAACUGAAGACAUGCUUUGGACAGAAAAGUAUCAACCUCAGACUGCAAGUGAACUCAUAGGAAAUGAGUUAGCUAUAAAAAAGUUACAUAGUUGGUUGAAAGACUGGAAAAGAAGAGCUGAAUUGGAAGAAAGACAAAAUCUGAAGGGAAAAAGAGAUGAGAAACAGGAAGAUGUCUUGGACAGCAUAGACUUCAAAGGCAGUUCAGAUGAUGAAGAGAGCUGUCUUUGCAAUACUGUCCUUAUAUCAGGGCCAACAGGAGUGGGAAAAACUGCUGCAGUGUAUGCUUGCGCCCAGGAGCUUGGGUUUAAGAUAUUUGAAGUCAAUGCCUCUUCCCAGCGCAGUGGUAGACAAAUUCUAUCUCAAUUGAAGGAAGCUACUCAGUCCCAUCAAGUAGACAAACAAGGUGUAAACUCACAAAAACCCUGUUUUUUUAAUAGCUACAACAUAGGCAAGUCACCAAAAAAAAUAAGCUCGCCUAAGAAAGUUGUUACAUCACCGAGAAAAGUUCCUCCACCAUCACCAAAAAGUAGCGGACCAAAGCGAGCACUUCCUCCUAAAACCUUGGCAAAUUAUUUUAAGGUAUCUUCCAAACGUAAAAAUAAUGAAGAAAUAGGAAUGCCUCUGGAAAAUAAUAAAGGAAUAAAAAAUUUUUUUGAACAGAAACAGAUUACUCAGACUAAAUCUACAAAUGCAACUAAUUCAAAUGUCAAAGAUGUUGGAGCUGAAGAACCCAACAGAAAAAAUGCAACAUCUCUUAUUCUUUUUGAGGAGGUUGAUGUAAUCUUUGAUGAAGAUGCUGGGUUUUUGAAUGCAAUCAAAACAUUCAUGGCAACAACUAAACGACCUGUAAUCCUUACUACAAGUGAUCCAACAUUUAGUUUAAUGUUUGAUGGCUGCUUUGAAGAAAUCAAGUUCAAUACUCCUUCCCUGCUAAAUGUUGCCAGCUACCUACAAAUGAUUUGCUUAACUGAGAAUUUUAGAACUGAUGUAAAAGACUUUGUAACCUUGUUAGCUGCAAAUAAUUGCGAUAUCAGAAAAAGUAUCCUUUACUUACAUUACUGGAUUAGAAGUGGAGGCGGAUUUUUAGAAGAAAGACCAUUAACCCUUUAUCGAGGAAAUAGCAGAAAUGUACAACUAGUUUGCUCUGAAGAUGGCCUUGAUAACAAAAUUCACCCUAAAAAUACUAAAAGGAAACGUGCAGACCUUCCGAAAUGUGACAGUGGCUGUGCUGAGACCUUGUUUGGCCUUAGGAACAUUUUUUCCCCAUCUGAAGACUUGUUUUCAUUUUUAAAGCACAAAAUCACAACAAAGGAAGAAUGGCAUAAACUCAUCCAGCUUCUUACUGAAUUCCAAAUGCGGAAUGUAGAUUUUUUAUAUAAUAAUCUUGAGUUUAUUCUGCCAUUACCAGUUGACACCAUUCCAGAAACGAAAAACCUUUGUGGCUCAGCAGUAACUGUGGAUACCAGUGGAGCAAGAAAAAAUAUGAAAUGCCUUGGUAGGAAACAUUCUGAAAGAGAACAGCCAUUGAAAAAGUCACAGAAAAAGAAACAAAAGAAAAAAUUGGUAACAUUAGACGAUAGUGACUUAUUUGACACUGACUUGGACUUUCCUGAUGAAUUUACUAGCCUGUCCCCUGUGUCAUCUUCCUCAAAUUCAGAAGAAAACAAAGCCAGAGACAAAGGAAGCAAUCCAGAGACAAAGAAAUCUAUUUCUUGUCCUCCCAGAACACCUGCAGGAAAGAAAAGUUCUCCCCUUGUUUCUCAUUGUUUAAAUUCUCUCUCUGAAUUCAUGGAUAAUAUGUCCUUCUUAGAUGCCCUUUUAACUGAUGUAAGGGAACAAAAGGAAUACGGUAGAAAUGACUUUAGCUGGACAAAUGGAAAGGUUAAAAGCGGACUUUGUGAUGAAUUUAGUCUUGAGAGUAAUGAUGGAUGGACUUCUCAAAGCUCUGGAGAAUUAAAGGCAGCUGCAGAAGCACUCAGCUUUACUAAAUGUUCUUCUACUAUUUCAAAAGCAUUGGAAACCUUGAAUUCUUGCAAGAAAUUGGGAAAAGAUCCAACCAACGAUCUUACUUUUUAUGUUUCACAAAAGCGCAAUAAUGUAUACUUUACUCAGUCAGCAGCUAACUUAGACAAUGCUUGGAAGAGGAUAGCAGUCAUUAAAAGUGUAUUUUCUAGUCGAUCUCUUCUCUAUGUGGGUAAUAGACAAGCUAGUAUAAUUGAAUACCUGCCAACCCUUCGAAACAUCUGUAAGACUGAGAAGCUAAAAGAACAAGGAAAAAGCAAAAGAAGAUUCCUGCACUAUUUUGAAGGAAUUCAUCUUGACAUUCCAAAAGAGACUGUGAAUACUUUGGCAGCUGACUUCCCUUAAUGUUCCAUACUAACAAUGCUUUGUAUAGAUUAUUAUGUGGUUCUUAAGAUACAUUUUUAUAUUAUGUGGAUCUUCAUGGAAAAGUUUAUUUCUCAAUGUACAUUUUAAACAAUUUGUAUAUUUUUUUAUUGGUGUGCAAAUAUUUAAAAUAUUUGAGUUACAAAUU
Cebus imitator (Panamanian white-faced capuchin) is the source of this 5589-nucleotide messenger RNA. RefSeq names its product ATPase family AAA domain containing 5 (gene ATAD5). Gene Ontology annotation, molecular function: DNA clamp unloader activity; ATP binding; ATP hydrolysis activity. Lineage: Eukaryota; Metazoa; Chordata; Mammalia; Primates; Cebidae. The record is from RefSeq and is a predicted model, not a curated record. The transcript is spliced from 20 exons. Bases 384 to 5423 code for a protein of 1679 amino acids. Gene Ontology annotation, cellular component: nucleus.